CAUGCUGGCCACCCGCCUCUCCAGACCCCUGUCUCGGCUCCCAGGAAAAACCCUAAGUGCCUGUGAUAGAGAGAAUGGAGCAAGAGCAACACGGGGGUCAUGGGAAUACAGACUGAUGCUCUUUGGAUGGAGUCAUUCACGAGCUUUGGGUGUACCGACCACACUAUCCUGAUCACUUGAGACCGUCCGUGCACAGGGACUUAAAAUCCAGACUCCUCUGUGGCAGUACAAAAGGACAGGGGGUUACCUUGGCAGGUUUUCCUACUGAACCCUCAUUUCUGUCUAGUGAAUUUAAUGUUCUUUAAGAACAUAUUUUAAUAAUUUUUUAAAAGCUUAAUAUGUUGAAUAGGUAAUAUAUUUACAUGGUACAAAAUUUGAAUGGCAGGCCGGGCGCCGUGGCUCAUGCCUGUGAUCCCAGCACUUUGGGAGGCCAAGGCAGGCGGAUCACCUGAGGUCAGGAGUUCAAGACCAGCGUGGCCAACAUGGUGAACCCCCGUCUCUACUAAAAAUACAAAAAUUGGCCAGGUGUGGUGGUGCAAGCCUGUAGUCCCAGCUACUCAGGAGGCUGAGGCAGGAGAAUCGCUUGAACCCAGGAGGCGGAGGUUGCAGUGAGCUGAGAUCGUGUCACUGCACUCCAGCCUGGGCAACAAGAGUGAAACUCUGUCUCAAAAACAAAACAAAACAAAACAAAAAACAAAAUUUGAAUGGCAUCAAAUGGUAUACAGAAAAGACGCCCACUAUUGCUUGCUUCUACUUCCUUUAUCCCGACUGGCCGUCAGACUUAUGCCAGUGCGUUGGAGCCGGUUGGCAGCAAAGCUGUCCUGGUCACAGGCUGUGACUCUGGAUUUGGGUUCUCAUUGGCCAAGCAUCUGCAUUCAAAAGGCUUCCUUGUGUUUGCUGGCUGCUUGAUGAAGGACAAAGGCCAUGAUGGGGUCAAGGAGCUGGACAGCCUAAACAGUGACCGAUUGAGAACCGUCCAGCUCAAUGUCUGCAGCAGCGAAGAGGUGGAGAAAGUGGUGGAGAUUGUCCGCUCGAGCCUGAAGGACCCUGAGAAAGGGAUGUGGGGCCUCGUUAACAAUGCCGGCAUCUCAACAUUCGGGGAGGUGGAGUUCACCAGCCUGGAGACCUACAAGCAGGUGGCAGAAGUGAACCUUUGGGGCACAGUGCGGAUGACGAAAUCCUUUCUCCCCCUCAUCCGAAGGGCCAAAGGCCGCGUCGUCAAUAUCAGCAGCAUGCUGGGCCGCAUGGCCAACCCGGCCCGCUCCCCGUACUGCAUCACCAAGUUCGGGGUAGAGGCUUUCUCGGACUGCCUGCGCUAUGAGAUGUACCCCCUGGGCGUGAAGGUCAGUGUGGUGGAGCCCGGCAACUUCAUCGCUGCCACCAGCCUUUACAGCCCUGAGAGCAUUCAGGCCAUCGCCAAGAAGAUGUGGGACGAGCUGCCUGAGGUCGUGCGCAAGGACUACGGCAAGAAGUACUUUGAUGAAAAGAUCGCCAAGAUGGAGACCUACUGCAGCAGUGGCUCCACAGACACGUCCCCUGUCAUCGAUGCUGUCACACACGCCCUGACCGCCACCACCCCCUACACCCGCUACCACCCCAUGGACUACUACUGGUGGCUGCGAAUGCAGAUCAUGACCCACUUGCCUGGAGCCAUCUCCGACAUGAUCUACAUCCGCUGAAGAGUCUCGCUGUGGCCUCUGUCAGGGAUCCCUGGUGGAAGGGGAGGGGAGGGAGGAACCCAUAUAGUCAACUCUUGAUUAUCCACGUGUGGAUUAUCCACCAUGCCAGGAAGACCCAUAACUGGUUUUAACACGAACUAGAGGGAAUGACUUCUUUGCAUAGUGAGUGACUUGGGCCUUCACAAACAGGCUGUGGAGUGGCAGGCAGGGGCCUCUAAAUCUCAGGGCAAACAUGGUGAAUCUAUCUCUCUGGAGAUAAUUUCAUACAGAGAUGUUAAGAAAACAUCUUUAUAUUAAAAACAGAUUUAUUGUAGAAUAGAAUCAAAACUCCUUUAUGUCUUCAAGUCAAAUUAUCAGUUUUUAAAAAUUAUCUCAUUUGAUCCUUAAGCCAGUCUCAUGAAUGAAAAGGACAGGUUUUUUUCUUUUGUACAUGAAGCAUUUGCAGCUUAAAGAGGAUGCAUGAAAUAACCCUUUUACCGCUUAUAAAUAGUGCCAGUCAUGUGUUCCCGCCACGGCUGUGGAAAUACUUCACAUUUGCAUUCCAGGACUGUUUUGGAUCCAUUUGCCCAAGAAUCUUCUGACUAACUCUGUGUCCUCAUCUGAGCAGCACAUACCAAGUGCCCACUGGUACCUCUGCAUGUCCAUGGUGCUGUGUGACUGGCCAGCCAGCAGCCAGUGACUCAGAGCUGGCUGUAUGGAGGGGGUGGGAAUGUUUCUGGAGAUUUUUUUUUUUCCAGACACAGUCUUGCUCAGUCCCCUAGGCUGGAGUGCAGUGGCACCAUCUCGGCUCACUGCAACCUCCGCCUCCCUGGUUCAAGCGGUUCUCCUGCCUCAGCCUUCCAAGUAGCUGGGGUUAUAGGCACCCACCACCAUACCGGGCUAAUUUUUGUAUUUUUAGUAGAGAUGGGGUUUCACCAUGUUGGCUAGGCUGGUCUCGAACUCCCGACUUCAAGUGAUCCGCCUGCCUUGGCCUCCCAAAGUGCUGGGAUUCCAGGCAUGAGAUUUUUACUUGAGAUUUUUCUAUCCUCUUUUAGGACUCAGGAUAGACUUGUGUGGAGGUGCUCUCUGGCUAAGAGGAUAAGUUGUUACUGGUUUGGGUCUGCUUGGUUUUGCCUUGGGUGGGGCCAGUGUCAAUGGGGCAGGCUUGGCACGAGCAGUGGUGCCAUGGCAGGGCACUGUGGCAUCUUCUCCCCUAGCAGUGGAUUUGGGGUCCCUGCUUGCCUCACGUGGUGCUCACACACAUGCGCGCGCGCACACACACACACACACACACACACACCCCUGUUCUGCAGGGCUUCAGCGUGGCCUUCAUUCCCGCCUGGCCUCGGCCUAUUUUCAAUUAAGAAGUGAUGCCACUUGAGGCAGGGUCUGCAUGAUCACUUCUUGGGUUUGAGUUUGAAAGCUGCCAUCCCUGCAACUGCCCAGGGCCUGUAUGUUGGGACGAAAACCAAACACCACUGUCCUCCAGGGGGCUUUCGGCCCGGGGCAGGGUCCCAAGUGCCAGCCUUACAAAUCAGACUCAACGUUUCCGCCUCUCCCUGGGCGGGCUGGGCCUGCGGCUAGAGGGCGCGCGCCUCCUCCGCAGCCGCCGCCGGCCUCCAAGGCCCCAGACUCCCGAGCUGCCGCCCGAGCCUGAGGUUUCUCACGGCGUUCGGGAUUCUCACUUCGGAAACUGGGAACAAAGAAGCAAGCAACACCCUUUAGAAACAGUGUUCUCGCUCUCCUAGCAGCUGGCCCGAACCUGGAGUCUGGUGCCAGGAGAAGGCAGAAGAACCCGGGCAGCUGGAGUGGGCUGUGGGGUUCAGGCAGUGCCAAGGAAGAAGGGUCUCACAAUGGGCAAAUUCAGCUUGCCUCUUGGGCCUUUGUCCCCGCUGUCUUCAAACAGGGAUCCCCUGUCCCAGCUCCCCUAGGAGGAGGGAGGGGAGGCAGGCAGGGCUGAAACCCUCCAGAGCCCAGAGGGGGGACGUUUGGUGGCCACUGCAUUUACAUAAAACCCUCCAGAGCGCAGAGGGGGACGCUUGGUGGCCACUGCAGUUACAUAACCAUAGGAUGCUUUUGUACCGUGGACCUUGUUCUAGCAGGAUCCUUUCGGAAUUGCAUUUUUACAUGUUGGGCGAAUUUGUUUUCGUGCUGAAGUUUAUUAAAGGAAAAUAGAUGGA
Molecule: messenger RNA, 3838 nt
Organism: Gorilla gorilla gorilla (western lowland gorilla)
Lineage: Eukaryota; Metazoa; Chordata; Mammalia; Primates; Hominidae
Gene: BDH1
Product: 3-hydroxybutyrate dehydrogenase 1
Exons: 7
Coding region: 705-1679 (324 amino acids)
Biological process (GO): steroid metabolic process
Cellular component (GO): intracellular membrane-bounded organelle
Molecular function (GO): 3-hydroxybutyrate dehydrogenase activity
Source: RefSeq, a predicted model, not a curated record